Aspergillus ibericus CBS 121593 is the source of this 816-nucleotide messenger RNA. Its product is annotated as DNA-directed RNA polymerase II subunit RPB7. Gene Ontology annotation, molecular function: translation initiation factor binding; single-stranded RNA binding; single-stranded DNA binding. Gene Ontology annotation, cellular component: P-body; RNA polymerase II, core complex. Gene Ontology annotation, biological process: positive regulation of translational initiation; transcription initiation at RNA polymerase II promoter; positive regulation of nuclear-transcribed mRNA poly(A) tail shortening. The coding region runs from base 118 to 627 and encodes 169 amino acids. The record is from RefSeq and is a predicted model, not a curated record. NCBI's taxonomy places the organism in Eukaryota, Fungi, Ascomycota, Eurotiomycetes, Eurotiales, Aspergillaceae. The transcript has 4 exons.
UCUGGCAAACAGUAAGAUAUCGGCCGGAACCUGAUCAGUCGCGUUAACCGCAUCCCCUCACCCCGCCUCUUGAAACGAAUUCCUGUACCAUACCUUCACAGAUCACAAGUGUGCGACAUGUUCUUCCUCAAAGAAGAGAUCAAGGUGAUUACCUUGCACCCGUCCUACUUUGGACCCAACAUGCGCGAAUACCUCAUCAACCGGUUAAACGAGGAGGAGGAAGGACGUUGUACGGGUGACCAUUUCGUGAUCUGUGUGAUGGACAUGGUAGACAUUGGUGAAGGACGAGUGCUUCCAGGAAGCGGGCAAGCAGAAUAUACCAUCAAGUACCGGGCAAUUAUCUGGAAGCCCUUCCGCGGAGAGACCGUCGACGCGAUUGUGACCUCUGUCAAGCCUACUGGAAUCUUUACUUUGGCCGGCCCAUUGUCUGUUUUCAUUGCACGGAAAAACAUUCCUUCCGAUAUCAAGUGGGAGCCCAACACGGUACCACCGCAGUACACGGAUCAUGCAGACCAAGUCAUCGAGAAAGGCACCAGUCUACGGCUCAAGAUCCUUGGUGUGAAGCCCGACGUUGCGGCGAUCAAUGCCAUUGGAACAAUCAAGGAAGACUACCUCGGACCAUUGUAAUGCGAUGCGAUGAGCCACCAAUCUCCACCAUCUACCCUAAUGACUGAUACCGCUUGACCGAGAGGACCGUUGACACCUUUCCUUACUACUGAACUCAUACAAAGACGACCAUGUUGAAAGGUAUCUGCCUCGUAAGGAGAUGCGCCCAUGGGGGAGAAUGAUGAGAGCGCGCCCAAAGCCGAGUCUUGG